Molecule: messenger RNA, 3649 nt
Organism: Prinia subflava (tawny-flanked prinia)
Lineage: Eukaryota; Metazoa; Chordata; Aves; Passeriformes; Cisticolidae
Gene: FHL5
Product: four and a half LIM domains 5
Exons: 7
Coding region: 361-1254 (297 amino acids)
Biological process (GO): positive regulation of transcription by RNA polymerase II
Cellular component (GO): nucleus; Z disc
Molecular function (GO): transcription coactivator activity
Source: RefSeq, a predicted model, not a curated record
GCAUGUCAAGGAAUGAUUUGAUUCAGUGGUGAGACAGCCAGAUAUUUGCAUGUCAUGAGGUCUAAGGGAAACAAACUGACCCUCAGCCUUCCCCCAUCCAGGCAAAUUCUGAUGGGACCCUCAAAUAGCUCUGGCAAAGUGUUCUGUUUCUUUUGGACUUGAUGAGUGCUUGUUUCUAUAAAGACGUGUAAUUAUUUCUUCCUUUAUUUCACUGCGCAAGUUACCAAGAGAAGCAGCUGAAAACUAAAUCACUGGGAGUUGACCAGUUGGCAACCUUUGUACGCUGCUUUUAACAACCCCAGGCCAGUGCCAUGGAUACAGCCUGAUGAGCAGACCCAUCUAAUGGCAAAGGUGCAGUGAAUGGCUUCUUUUGAUCCCACUUCUGCAGAUCCCGUGGAGGGCCCCAGCAGGAUGGCCAGCAGUCACACAGACUGCCAUUUCUGCCUGCAGUCCCUGCGUGGCAGGCAGUUCGCCCUAAGAGAGGAGAACGCUUACUGCGUUCCGUGCUACGACAGCCUGUACGCCAACCCCUGCCACGAGUGCAAGCAGCCCAUCGAGUGCAGCUCCAAGGAUCUGGCCUACAAAGGCCGCCACUGGCAUGAGGGGUGCUUCAGGUGUGCCAAGUGCAGCCGCUCACUUGUGGAGAAACCAUUUGCUGCCAAGGACGAGGUCCUGCUGUGCACUGAGUGCUACUCUGAUGAGUAUUCAUCCAAGUGUUUUCACUGCCAGAAGACCAUUAUGCCAGGUUCACGUAAAAUGGAAUUUAAGGGAAGUUCCUGGCAUGAAUCCUGUUUUGUUUGCCAGUAUUGUCGGCAGCCAUUGGGAACAAAACCAUUGAUCACCAAAGACAAUGAGAAUUACUGUGUGCCUUGUUUUGAGAAGCAAUUUGCUCACCAUUGCUAUGCUUGCAAAAAGGUUAUAACUUCUGGAGGCGUGACCUACAAUGACCAGCCUUGGCAUAAAGAUUGCUUUGUGUGUGUUGUGUGUAAAACUCAGCUGUCUAGACAAAGAUUCAUUUCCAAAGAUGAGCACCCAUACUGUGUAGACUGUUUCAACAAAUUUUAUGCCAAGAAGUGUGCUGCUUGCAAGAAAACUAUUACAGCUCUUGGAUGUGCCAAAUACAUCUCGUUUGAGGAGCGUCAGUGGCACGGGGAAUGCUUUAACUGCGCCAAGUGCUCAGUCUCCCUGGUGGGCCAGGAAUUCCUCACUCGGCAGGACGACAUCCUUUGCUACAAAUGUGGCUCUGCUUCCUAGCCCUGUGGAAAGCUGUACUGCUGCAGUAUUCUCACUCUGUAACAAUGUCCUUCAUUGCUCUGCUGUAAGAAAACCAGAAAAAAGGUACUGCAGUUAUUUAGUCAUUCAAGUAACUUUCCAACAGCAGUUUAACUCCGUCAUAGUUCUCAACUGCUUAUAAACAAAAAUUAAACAACCGUCCCAUACUGGUUAAUAAAAUGAUGCAGAAAAGAUUUGUAUAUAUUUUAGGCCUAAUUCCAGUAUGUUUUCCUUGUAACACACUGCACUCUGCUGUUAGAAGCUUAAAAAUUUAUCUUUUAUCGCCUCUGAACCAGGGAGGAUUGUGUAAAGUCUGUUUGGCAUAUGAAUAAUGAUGAGGCAUUAGCACUGAUUCACAGAUACAGACCUUGGCAUGGAAAGCUGGCCACAAGCAUUUUUCUAUUGGGUCAUAGCAUUGAAGAGAACACCUUGUAAAUAUAUUCUUCCAUACUUUGAGCAAAAAAGAUGCUGACAAAGCAGGCAGAAAUUGUGAGUAGGAGAUGCUUUCCCAUUGAGGACCCCAGAGUCAGAGAGGCCCAUUCCAAGGGCCAAUUCAAUGGAAAAAAAGGUAAUUUUCCUUCCCUUACUGGGAUUGCUAACCAAAGAAGUCACCCAAAACACUACAGCACAAGUCCUUUUCCAAAACUGGGUAACUGUACUUAAUUGUUUAGGCAUAGCUGCUCUAAAACAUAAAUAAACCCAUAUUUUCAGCUACUGCAGGAGGUAAGGAUUGCCCAAGAUUGAAUUGUGCUGACAUUUUCCCAUAACUAAUAUGCCUUAAGACUCUGUUUCACUGUCUUUGCUAUACCUUCAAAUACAGCCCUAAAAUACCUUUUUGUUGUUGUUAGUUGACACACAAGCCAACUCAUACUGGUCCCUUUAACUUUGUGCUUUCCUUCAUUCAAAACAGCUUUGCCAGCAAUUGAAGCCCUGUAAAGACCUUACCUGCUUGGGCUUUGAUUCACGGUUCGUUCCUCUGCUUGUAAAUUCCUGCUUGUGGACAGCAGGCCAUAAACUCUCCAGAACCAAUUCCUGAUUCAUUUCACCAUUAGUUAAAACAUGUGUUUUCUAACAGUAUGUCAAGAAUUAGUAAUUGUCAUUGCAAGCCAGGCAGCUCUUGCUUGCAGUACAGAGCCUUACUUUCUAGGUAGCCAGCCUUUAUAUCUGCUUGCUGAGCUCCAGUACUCAAAAGUCUACCAUUAAAGGUGAUCUAGAGCUGAGUUACAAACAUCUAUCUUCUUCCUUCUUCCACAGUGUGUGUUACAGAGCCACUGUGGAUGGAGCAGUGAUAUUAGGAAUGGCAGGUUCUGCACUGUCUAGCAGAGUUUGAGUUUUCAUCUCGCAGGUCUUUAAGUCAUUCUUCUUUAGACUCUGACCUUGAGUGCACAGAGUUAUUUGGCUGACUUGAAUGGCCUUUAUUCAUAUUGGAGACAGCCACUACUUUAGGUAGAAAAGUGAAAAACAGAAAAAGAAUAUGUGUGCAUGGCUAAGUGCCCAUGGCAUAAAAUCAGUAUGGAAAAUGACUGACCAAUGAGUACAUAGCAGUCUGUUGUCAGUCAAUAAAAUAUUGAUCUUUUGCUCUAUGUGGUGUUAAUUUUUGGUUUUCAUUUUCUUCUUUCAUGGUAGUUUUUAUUGCAGUUUAAAGUUUGAUUAGUUUAUGUUUUUCAUUUUAUCCCAGCUGCUUCCUCUAUUUACACAUCUCCUAUGGCUGACACAGGUUCUUGGUAAGGCUUAGAUUCCCAUAAAUAGAAUUAUGUUUUAUUGCCUUAUAUGUAUAAAUACAUAUAUAUAUAUACAUACAAACUCACAGACAUAGUGGUUCACAAUUACGUAUGAUGUUCUAAAACUUUGCACUGAGCUACAGAAAUUAGUAAAUGUUAAUGGUCCUUAAUUUUUUUAAUUAAAAUUAUGAAUCACCAUAUUUGGGUUUGUCUGUGGGGUCUACCUUUUGUUUGUUUGCGUGAAAUAACAUUCAGCACAUCUCAAGAAUGUGAUUAGGGCCCUUUAUUCAGUGUCCUCUGAAGAAUCAUACAUCUUAAUUAAAAGUUGAUGCAGGAAUUACCAGGCAGCCUCCUCAGACAUGACAGAGUCACAGGUCAGACACACUGAUCAUGAUAAUCCCAGUCUUCCAGCCUUAACAUUUAUGAAAAUGAAAUUCUUCUCUGACUCAUCAACUAAUCAUAUUUUUAGAAAUACCAACUGAAUUAUUUAUUUCUUCUGCAGUAAAUACAGUACAGUCAAAUCUGACACUGAGCAUUUUCACUUCAGAAUAAUAGUAAGAAAUAAAUGUGAUUACUAUAUAUAGUCUGAAUAAAAGUUAUAUUAGAGAGCAAAUUGCUGUUUCCUGGUCUCUGUCACCAGCUUCCAAUGCCUGAAU